Messenger RNA from Saccharomycopsis crataegensis, 189 nucleotides. It is a transcript of the gene COX7, whose product is annotated as cytochrome c oxidase subunit VII. NCBI's taxonomy places the organism in Eukaryota, Fungi, Ascomycota, Saccharomycetes, Ascoideales, Saccharomycopsidaceae. The transcript is spliced from 2 exons. The record is from RefSeq and is a predicted model, not a curated record. Bases 1 to 189 code for a protein of 62 amino acids.
AUGGCUGCCAGAAACAGAAUUAUCGAAUACCAAAGAUUGUACCAAAACUCCACCAAACCAUUGUGGACUAGACACCCAAGAUCCGCUAUGUAUCUCUACCCAUUCUACGGUUUGUUUGCCGUCUCCAUGGUUGUCCCAUUGGUCUACACUGGUAGAGCCAUCCUCGGUAUCAAGGACCCAAAGAAAUAA